This is a messenger RNA of Girardinichthys multiradiatus, 6823 nucleotides long. Its product is annotated as sodium channel protein type 4 subunit alpha B-like. Gene Ontology annotation, biological process: sodium ion transmembrane transport; membrane depolarization during action potential; neuronal action potential. Lineage: Eukaryota; Metazoa; Chordata; Actinopteri; Cyprinodontiformes; Goodeidae. The transcript has 31 exons. Gene Ontology annotation, molecular function: voltage-gated sodium channel activity. Bases 207 to 5660 code for a protein of 1817 amino acids. Gene Ontology annotation, cellular component: voltage-gated sodium channel complex; plasma membrane; axon. The record is from RefSeq and is a predicted model, not a curated record.
UUUUCUGUUCUGUUUUUGUCCGAGUGGGUGUUACACUGUGAAGAGGGGGCAUAAAUGCUAUAGAGAAUCAAGAAAGUCUUGCAGUGAACAAGCAAGUCUGAUUACAGCAGAGAGAACAAACCUUUAGAUUUAACAGGACAGAGAGACAGAGGGUUAGUCAGGUGAAGACAUCCAGAAACAGGUAGAACCUGAGAGCAGAGACAACCAUGGCCACCAGGAAGAGAGGAAAAUCUUUUUUUGAAUUAUGGAGGAGAAACAAGGAGAGAGGAGCGGUUCUAAAGAGAACCAAUCAACUGAGAACAUCCCACCUGAGACGGUUGCUAGGCAACACAGAAGCAAGGGUGGUACUCCAAAAUGUCAAUAUGGCACCUCUGUUGCCCCCUGUUGGUGCGGAGGUGUUUAGACGUUUAACACCAGCUUCACUGGAGGAAAUUCAACGACGGCAUGAAGCUGAAGAGAGAGAGCAGCAAAGCAGAAAGGAGCAGAAGAUCGAGAUAGCAGAGGAAAAUCUUCCUAAACCAGCAAGUGAUCUGGAAGCUGGGAAGCCCCUGCCCUUUAUUUAUGGAGACCCACCCCCAGAGUUUCUCAACAUCCCAUUGGAGGAGUUGGACCCCUUCUACCAAUCACAGAAGACCUUCAUCAUACUCAGUAAAGGAAACAUCAUCUACAGGUUUAAUGCUGAUCCUGCCUGUUACCUGCUGAGUCCUUUAAACCCUCUGAGGAUCUUCUCCAUCAGGAUCCUCAUCCAUUCUUUAUUCAGUCUCUUCAUCAUGGUGACAAUCCUGACCAACUGUGUGUUCAUGACCAUGAGUGAUCCUCCAGCAUGGAGCAAGACGGUGGAAUACGUGUUCACAGGGAUCUACACGCUCGAGGCAACCAUCAAAGUGUUGUCCAGAGGAUUCUGUGUGGGAGACUUCACCUUCCUGAGAGAUCCGUGGAACUGGCUGGACUUCAUGGUCAUCAGCAUGGCAUACCUGACAGAGUUUGUUGACUUGGGAAAUGUUUCUGCACUGAGGACUUUCAGAGUUCUCCGAGCCCUGAAAACGAUCACAGUAAUCCCUGGUUUAAAGAUGAUUGUCGGAGCUCUCAUCCAAUCAGUGAAGAAGCUGCGUGACGUCAUGAUUCUGACCGUGUUUUGUCUCAGUGUCUUUGCUCUGAUUGGUCUUCAGCUUUUCAUGGGAAACCUUAGACAAAAAUGUGUACUGAUCCCACCACAGUCACUCAACAACCACACAUCAGAGGAAGCAUCCAACAUCAGUCUCUAUGGAAACAACAGCACUGACUAUGAUUACUACAUGCACAUUAACGACCCAGAGAAUUACUACUACCUACCUGGUCAACCUGAUGCUUUGCUGUGUGGAAACAGCUCUGAUUCAGGAACCUGUCCAGAUGGCUACAUGUGUCUGAAGACCGGGAGAAACCCAAACUACGGUUAUACCAGCUACGACUCUUUCAGCUGGGCGUUUCUGGCGCUGUUCAGACUCAUGACCCAGGACUACUGGGAAAACCUGUUCCACCUGACACUGCGAGCAGCAGGCAAAACCUACAUGAUCUUCUUCGUGGUCAUCAUUUUCCUUGGUUCCUUCUACCUCAUUAAUCUCAUCCUGGCGGUGGUUGCCAUGGCGUACGCUGAGCAGAACGAGGCUAACAUUGCUGAGGCCAAACAAAAAGAAGAGGAGUACGCCCAGAUCCUGGAGGCGCUGAAGAAGAGAGAAGAGGAGCAGUUGGCCAACAGGGCAGCACUCUUGGAAAAAGAAGACUCUGCAUCACAGAGCCAUGAACAGGAGCACACUAUGAUGGACGACUUUGAUGACGACCAGAGACCAUGUCCUCCAUGCUGGUAUGUGUUUGCUGAUAUCUUCCUGAAGUGGAACUGUUGCAGCUGUUGGAGAUGGCUGAAAAAAGUUCUCUAUACUAUUGUCAUGGAUCCAUUUGUGGACCUCACCAUCACCAUCUGCAUUGUCCUCAACACCGUCUUCAUGGCCAUGGAGCAUUAUCCGAUGACUGAGGAGUUCGAGGAGCUUCUCAGCAUUGGAAAUCUGGUCUUUACAGGGAUCUUUACAGCCGAGAUGGUUCUCAAACUUCUGGCAAUGGAUCCAUAUCAUUACUUCCAGGUGGGCUGGAACAUCUUUGACAGCAUCAUUGUCACCAUGAGUCUUGUGGAGCUGGGGCUGGCUAACGUUCAGGGUCUGUCUGUGCUGCGGUCCUUCAGAUUGAUGAGAGUCUUUAAGCUGGCCAAAUCAUGGCCGACUCUCAACAUGUUGAUAAAGAUUAUCGGGAACUCUGUGGGAGCGCUGGGAAACUUAACGCUGGUACUCGCCAUUAUUGUCUUCAUCUUCGCUGUCGUUGGGAUGCAGCUGUUUGGAAAGAGCUACCAAGAUUGCGUCUGUCGCAUUUCAUCCGACUGUGAGCUUCCUCGCUGGCACAUGAACGACUUCUUUCAUGCCUUCCUCAUCAUCUUCAGGGUUCUUUGUGGCGAGUGGAUUGAGACCAUGUGGGACUGUAUGGAGGUCGCAGGGCAGUCUAUGUGUCUGAUUGUCUUCAUGAUGGUGCUGGUGAUUGGCAACCUGGUGGUCCUGAAUCUGUUCCUGGCCUUGUUGCUGAGCUCAUUCAGUGGUGGCAAUCUUUCUGCUCCAGAAGACGAAGGAGAAAACAAUCUCCAGAUUGCGAUAAACCGGAUCAGCAGGGCUAUAGCCUGGACCAAGACCUGGUUCCUCAAACAUAUCUGGACUGUGGUGUUAAAGAAGAACAAUGUGAAUGCAGACACAACUGCUGUGACCUGCGAGGAAGGCGGUAAAUCGAAGGAAGCUUUAGCUCUAACAAUCAUAACUUUAGAACAGCCAAUGGUACAAGUCCAAACCCCGAGAAUUGACGUUUCCAACCUGAGCAGCUACUACCAAAACAUCACAUCUCUCAAGGUCCCCAUUGCUGAGGCCGAGUCUGACUUUGAGAUUCCUGAUAAUGAAGAUGAUGAGGAGGAUGAGGAUAAUAUAGAAGAACAGCUCCAUCAAGGUGAUGAGGGUUCGGUCUGCAGCACCGUGCAGAGACUUCCUGAAGUCCCAAAGGAAGAAGAAGAAGAUGACACUCCUGAAGACUGUUGCACAGAAAAGUGUUACAGUCGCUGUCCGUGGCUGGAUAUAGACAUGUCCCAGAACAGAGGAAAGUUCUGGUAUAAUUUCAGGAAAACUUGCUUCACCAUCGUAGAGCACAACUACUUUGAGACGUUCAUCAUCUUCAUGAUCCUGCUGAGCAGUGGAGCGCUGGCUUUUGAGGACAUCUACAUUGAGCAGCGCCGGGUCAUCAAGAUAAUUCUGGAAUAUGCAGAUCAGGUUUUCACUUACGUGUUUGUGGUGGAGAUGGUUCUCAAGUGGGUUGCCUAUGGUUUCAAGACCUACUUCACCAACGCUUGGUGCUGGCUGGACUUCCUCAUUGUAGAUGUGUCUCUGGUGUCACUGACAGCAAACAUUCUGGGAUACUCUGAGCUGGGGGCCAUCAAGUCUCUGAGGACUCUGAGAGCACUAAGGCCUCUCAGGGCCUUGUCUCGCUUUGAGGGCAUGAGGGUGGUGGUUAAUGCCUUGGUUGGUGCCAUACCCUCGAUCUUCAAUGUGCUGCUGGUCUGUUUGAUCUUCUGGCUCAUUUUUAGCAUCAUGGGUGUGAACCUGUUUGCAGGGAAGUUUUAUUACUGUUUCAACAAAACAUCAGAGGACGUGUUCCACAUUGACCAAGUCAACAAUAAGACCGAGUGUUUCGAGCUGAUUCAGCAAAACUUCACCGAGGUCCACUGGAAGAACAGCAAGAUCAACUUCGACAACGUAGGGAUGGGCUACCUAUCACUGCUACAAGUGGCCACGUUUAAAGGCUGGAUGAACAUCAUGUAUUCAGCGGUGGAUUCCAGACAGGUGGAGUCCCAGCCAUAUUACGAGGACAACCUGUAUAUGUACAUGUACUUUGUGUGCUUCAUCAUCUUUGGCUCCUUCUUCACCCUCAACCUCUUCAUCGGAGUCAUCAUCGACAAUUUCAACCAGCAGAAAGCAAAGCUCGGAGGAACAGAUUUAUUUAUGACUGAAGAACAGAAGAAAUACUACAAUGCCAUGAAGAAACUGGGCUCAAAGAAGCCUCAGAAACCUGUUCCUCGACCUAAAAACAAGUUUCAGGGUCUAGUCUUUGACCUUGUGACCAAACAGUUUUUUGAUAUCCUCAUUAUGGUGUUGAUCUGCCUCAACAUGGUGACAAUGAUGGUGGAAACAGAUGAACAGAGUCAGGAGAAGGAAGCCAUUCUGUACUGGGUCAACCUCGUCUUCAUCAUCAUCUUCACCACAGAGUGCUGCCUCAAGAUGAUCGCUCUGCGGAAGCACUACUUUAAUGUCGGCUGGAACAUAUUUGAUUUUGUGGUGGUUAUACUGUCCGUCAUUGGCCUUCUUCUUGCUGACAUAAUCGAGAAGUAUUUUGUUUCUCCCACUCUCUUCCGUGUGAUCCGAUUGGCUCGCAUUGGCCGGAUCCUUCGUCUCAUUCGGGGAGCCAAGGGAAUCCGAACGCUGUUAUUUGCCUUAAUGAUGUCACUUCCUGCCCUCUUCAACAUUGGCCUGCUCCUCUUCCUCAUCAUGUUCAUUUUCUCCAUCUUCGGCAUGUCUAACUUUGCCUACGUGAAGAAGGAGGGCAUGAUUGACGACAUCUUCAACUUUGAGAGCUUUGGGAAUAGUAUGAUCUGUAUGUUCAUGAUCACUACGUCAGCUGGAUGGGAUGGUCUGCUAUAUCCUAUCAUGAACACACCUCCUGACUGUGAUCCAUACUUUGAAAACCCAGGCUCACCUGUCAAAGGAAACUGUGGUAGCCCAGCAGUGGGCAUCGUCUUCUUCACCUCAUACAUCAUCAUGUCCUUUUUGGUGGUGGUCAACAUGUACAUUGCCAUCAUCCUGGAGAACUUUAAUGUUGCCACAGAAGAGAGCUCAGAUCCACUGUCUGAGGAUGACUUUGAUAUGUUCUAUGAAACCUGGGAGAAGUUUGACCCUCAAGCUUCGCAAUUCAUACACUACAGUGAGCUGUCAGACCUCUGUGAUGCUCUACAGGAUCCCAUGAGGAUUCCCAAACCCAAUACCAUCAAACUGAUACAAAUGGAUCUGCCUUUAGUUCCAGGAGACAAGAUCCACUGUAUGGACAUCCUGCUAGCCCUCACUGCAGAGGUUUUGGGUGAAUCUGAGGCAAUGGAUGCUCUAAAGGCCACCAUAGAGGAGAAAUUCAUGGCCAGCAAUCCCUCAAAGGUGCUGUAUGAACCAAUCAGCAACACCUUGCGCAGGAAACAUGAGGAGUUGGCUGCAACAUUGAUCCAGAGAGCCUACAGGAGACACCUCCUGCAGCGAGUGCUCAAACUAGCGUCCUACAAGUACAGAGAGAGGACAGAGGGACGGCAAGACGAUCUGUCUCCACCAGAGACAGAAGGAUUCCUCUGUAAACGAAUGAACCAGCUGUACGGAGACAGCGAGACAGUUGCAGCUGCAUCAGAUGAAGGCCGGAGCAUCCAUGUGGAGCCACAGAGGGACAUUCUCCUCCACUCUGCUCCUCCACACAGCGACUGCAACUUUCUACAAGAUGAGAGCCUGACAGAGUCGAUGAUUCAGUCUCAGACAAACUCAAAUCAGGAGUGUUUCUUGUCAAAGAUGUAGCAGACUGACUCCUCUGUUAGCUUCAGCUUCCCUGAAGAUGAAGGUUUCAUCACAAAGACAUGUCCAGAGCCUAACCCAAUCCCUUCAUCUCCUGAACCCGGAUACGUUUUCUCUGUUUAGCAGAAUUUCAUUCAGAUGCUCAGUUUGACUUGAAAACCCACAGAGAAAAUGAUUCUGGGUUCUUAUUAAAAAAAAAUAAUAAUGACGUUCCCAAACAGCGCUUCACUUCACUGCUCACCAUUUCAAAUCAAAUAUAUUUUCACUUAUCCUUCGUUUUUUCCUUCUAAUUGGUGGAUGUUGAUGUGGUGCAGCUCUGAAGGAUCCCAUGGUUGCUGAGACUGAAGUAGUAAACACCAAAUCAGAGAAGGUUUGUAUAAUGUGACAUUUCAAGCGGUUGGAGCAUGUUGCUGUAGGAACCACUCAGAUCCAUCAGACAGAACACUGAAAGCCCACUUUUACCACGUGACUCAUGAAAAUAUAACCAGGCUGCUGUCAUGGAGAAUCAAAAUGUCUUAAAUCAACGAGUAAAGCCAGUUAUCUGCUGAACACCGGGAGAUCCAGGCUGAGCGUUUACUAGUAGAUGUUUGUCUUCAGUUCAGGACUGUAUGUCUGCACAUUAAUCUUAUCAACGGUUAAUGAUGUAAUGAAUUCAGAGAGCUCUGACAGUUCAUACCUGGUUUAAGGUAGCACCUCCUUCCACCAGCAAACACCCUGCCCUGCAUGUAAGAGGAAAACCCUCCCUCAUCACCCGGGUCAUAACCCAGCUGACUGGUAACAAGGUCUCUCUUUCUGCAGGUGAUGAUAACUAACUGUGAUGUCAUCACAGGUGUAAAAGUGAUUUUUGGCUAAAUGGAACAAGUUUAAACAGCGCUAGUCCUGUUUCAACCAAAUCUUAUCAGACACGUACUAUUAAAAGUGUAACUGCAGUAAAUUCUUUCUUUCUUUGUAUUUUUUAAGAAGUAUCCGUGAUGUAGCGUUGCUCGAUGCACAGAUUGGUAUUCAGAUGAAACACCAGUUAUUUUGUUCUGUACAGGAAGUCAUCACAGGUGUUUUUUCAAAAGAAAUAAUGUUGCUUCGUGUGAUUGUUGAGUUAAUGGAUGAAUUGGUAUAUUUUAAAUAUUGUACUUGCAAUAACAUGUAUAAAAUUAAAGCUUCAGAUUGUA